CACUCGCCCGGUCGCGAGCCUUCCAGUAGCGUCGGCCGAACACUGCCAAUUCGCGCGCCUCGCCGCGUCCCCGUCCGCCCGACCGUCCUGAUCGCGAUAGUGCGCGCGUAAAAUCUCGAUCGUUCCGCGAUUAACGAUCGUCAGUGAUCACCGAUCGCCGCUUGAAAUCGCGAGUGAGCCGCGUAGUUUCCUCGGAGCCGGAACGUUCGUCGCGCGAAGAGGAAGCGCGAGCGAAGACGCGCGUCCCUCCGCCGAGUGUCUCACGGAGACGACCCCGGCGACGUAAUCGUAAUCGCGCGCGCGAGAAGCCGCAGGCGACUCGCCGCGAAUUCGAAGUGCUGACCGUCGGAUCUUCGCUCACACAGUGCAAAACAGACGCGGCAAGAUGGGCAUGUGCUGGUACAAAUUCAUCGUGGGCAUGCUGUGUGCCUCGUGCUUCAUGAUAUUUACUGUUGCAGGGCUGUUGAUAGGUUUAGUGACAUGGAUGCUAAACGAUCAACAAACGUUCCUGGUGUCGUUUGCCGAGCAGCAACUUAGCUAUGAAGUAUGUCUGUAUAUCGUACUUGGCCUGGCGAUUAUCAUGGCAUUCGUCGGUAUAUUGGCCUGCUGCGGUAUCUUCAAGAAAUCUCGAUGCAACAUCAUGACCGCUUUCUGCAUAAUGCUGGUUACCGUCGUCUGGCAGAUCUCCUUCGGGGUGUGGGCCACCGUUAACACCGAUAGUCUGAAGGAACUGUUGAAGGUCAACUUGAUAAACACCAUAAAGAAUGAAUACAGCGUAAUAGAAUCUCGCACGCAAAUAGUGGACGCGUUCCAGUACGAACUCGAGUGCUGCGGUGCCACCGGGCCCGCGGAUUGGGCCGGCAGCAAGUACGCAGGCAAGGACUCCUCUGUUCCGUUUAACCUGACCGUUUCCACCGGCGCCACCAACAUAUUUAAUGUACCGGAGUCAUGUUGCAAAAUGACAGACCGCAACUCCUGCAACGACACUCGUCAAAUGAAAAUCGGCGAAGUCGUGAGCUCCACGAUCCACCAAGAGGGUUGCACAGAUAAACUGGCAGUCGAACUGUUGAAGCAAACCACCAUUAUCGGCAUAAUCUCGGUAGGCGUCGGGCUGCUACAGUUCCUUUUCUUAUGCAUCAGCGCAAUAUUCCUGCAGAUGCUGUUGCAGGAGAGAUACAAGAUUUAAGCCGGUAUCUCCGUCGCGCAACGUAACACGUGAAAAUUCUUCCUCGUCGGAUGUCUCCGCAGUUACGCUAACACGAUGUCGAAUUGUUUCGUUUCCAUGUCGACGUGUUACAUUCGAUCGCGCUAGACGAUUGAAGUGUACAAUUGCGGACAAUAAGGUUGACUGGUUUCAACUUCACGUAAUUCAGCUUCCCUCUCAUUUCACUUCCAAUUAGAACGUACUCAAAAACUGAAUCGAAGUUGAAACCAGUCAACCUUAUUGUUCGCGACUGUGUAUCUUUCAUCGCGUUCUCGCGCAGAGCAUAGAGUAAUCAACUGGCGAGAAUUUUAAGAUUUCCCAUCGGGAAAGGUACAAACUAUUGUACACAGUUCGGCGUAAUAGACUUAGCGCAUAAAGUUAAACCAUUCUAGAGUUUCCCACAUAGAAAAUGCAAUAUAUAUGUGCUCUAGAAAGGUAUAAUAAAGAUAUAACUAAGGUUAUUAUGCCGAUCUGUGUGCAAACGAUUGUACACGAGCUUUUGAAACGGCUUGAAUACUUUUCCUCGACUUGCUUUUAAUUAAUUCGUAGAAAUCACGGUCUCUUAUUGGGCCAUUGGCUACGUUCCAAACUGCAUCUAAAGAAAGUGUUUAAACCGUUUUGAAGCUAAGUGUACGUCAAGGAUCGAUUUAUAUAAACUCAAUCCUUUUAUCAAGGGAUUAAAUUUUGCACGAAGUGGUCGGAUUUACAAAGUACGUGUGUUUUGGUAAAAACGACGUGCACAAAAUAUUUCAUACUAUCGGGAACAAUUUGUUCUUUUGAUCGAUGAUUCAUUUCAAAAAUCAAGAGAGUACAAAAGGUACGACCGAUAUCGACCUUUCCGCUAACCCAAGAGCGACUUUAGUCGUCUAUGCGUGGCCCAAAACAAUCGCUGCGUGUUGAAAUUAUUUUACUUAUGCCGAUACAAGGUAUUGGAUGAUAUGUGUGACGUAAGUACUACCCAUAGUCUCAUAUACGCGGCUGCGUGCUGAGCCGUGCUGCACGAUCACUUUUUGGCCGAAUUUCGCCGUAGCGAAGAGAUUAAGCAGACAUGUAUAAUUAUACAAUCACGAAGAAUUUCUAGAGCCAAUCGUUAAUGUAUAAUUGUACCUAAGUUUUGUCGACAUAUGUAAAUACUGGCAGCGGAGAGAUUAUACUCGCGCGAAACCGAGGCUACUCGGAUACGAAAGGGUGAGGUGGACAAUUGACGGAACGGUCUGUGCUGAUUUGAGUGAAUACGGCAACUCUUAAAUUGGCUACUACGACCAAGCUGAUUCGACAGCAGCUCAGUCGGAUGACUGAAGUUCGCAACACUUUUUCCCGGUGAAUUUCGCAACGCUUUCGGUAUUCAAUGAAAGAAUUUGCUUUUUAAGGCGAAGGUAACACAAUGCCUGAACAUUAGUAGCACUAAUACCUGACUCUGGACAUUCUUUUUGUAUUGGUUUUUAAAUAUACUUGAUUUUUAAAUAUUAAAUAAAUAUCUGAACUUUUCUACGGAAUAUACAAGAUGUGCGUUGCAAAACUCAGCGAGAUAAAUAUGUCGUAAUUUUUAACACGUUUGUUACUACCGUUUAUUUGGAAGAUUCUCCUUCACAGUUUACCUCUUAUUUUUUUAUAUAAUUAUGUAAAACAGAUUUAGUUUGAUAAUAUGGACAUAAAAAAUCAUUUUCUGUUGUCACACAUAUGUAACAUUAGUAGCAAACGUGUUAAUCAUCUGACUAUAGAAUUGUAGAGAUGGAAAGAGAGAGAGAAAGAGCUAACUAGCGAAUGAUUAUUAUUGAACACUUCUGCAUACAAGUCCGAGUCCGAAUUUCAUUACGUUUCGCUCUCUAAUAAACUGUCGUUUCAAUUUCGCGAAAUCAUCGAAUCUGAAUAUUGUUUUGAAUCGUCUUCUCAUACAUAUUUUUCGUAUAAUCGCGUGAAACAAUAUCACAUAUACAGAUAUCAACGAUAUUACAGCGCUGAGGAAGAAUCUCGAGUUUACGCUAAAGCAGAAUCUCGACCUUAAAGAGUCCAGACAGCACCCAUGUCCAAAACUGGGACAUAAGACGUCUUAAAUAUAUCUUAUAUCCCAAUUUUGGACAUUGUGCUGUUUGGGAGAUUAGAUGUUAAAAAUGCAAAGAUAUAAAAAAGAAGAGAGAGAAAAAAAAGUGUUAUCGCGGAUUUACAUAUAACAAACGUUUAUAUAUACAUAUAUUAUAUAUUCGAUUUCUCUCAUUACUGCCAAAUGCCCUUCCAUAUAUUUGUGUAUAGAAAUGUAUAUAUAUACGUACAUGUAAACAUAUAUUUUUCCAGUCUAAAGACUUGUAUAAAAAUAGAGGCAUUUAAUUCUUCGCAAUGUAACCUACGCGGUUAUGUUCUCUUCGGGCCAAAGUAACAAACCAAACUAGCACGCCGCGCCGGCACAAAGCGAAAAGAAAAUUUUAUUUUGAACAACACGGGCGCGACGCGUGACAGUUAUUAGGAGUACAUUACUUUUACGACAGAGAGCAUCUUUUUCGUUUCGCUUGUUUCUCAUCCGACGCGUCUGUCCCUGACUUUAUAUCGACACUUCUGAUGUAUCUUGAACGACCAUUAAGUUGCCGAGAGGUUCUCGCUUGUCCAAGACUGCGGUUUCACUCGAGCUGACCCGUGUAUCGCGCGUUUAAUGAUAUGAGCGCAUACGUAUGAAUAUCUAUGUGUGUGUAAUCUUAAGAGAUCUCACGUUGAUGGGUGUUUUCGAUAUAUCUCCCGUAAAUCAAAUCUCUAUACAAAUAGCCGCGAAAACGAUGUAGCGUGUCGAGCGUAUCUACUCUCUUAAAGUGAAUCAGCGAAAUGUUUCUGAUAGGAUCUGAAAGGAGCAUUUUACCGAUAAUAUUAAUUAUCUGAUAUACAUUGAUGUUCAGUGGAGACACUCCCACUUUACUGCUCCAUCUUAUAUUUCGCUGAUUUUACUCUGCGUAAAUAAGAUUUCAUUGCAAAAUUUGUGACACAAAUUGACACAAAUUUGUCACACGCUGCACCAACAUAUUCAAUCCUCUACGUCUGCAAUUUUUCUGCAAUCUGCGAUCGAAUCAACUGCUUCCAUGCGCCGUGCGUGCGAAGACGUUGUCUUCUUAGAUCUAUGUGUGCAAACUGAAUCAAAAAUGGAGUUAGCCGCUGUCCUGCUAUUAACUAUCAGCUAAUUCUCUCAGAGAUUUUAUUGAUUGCAGCGCUGUAUUUAUAACCCAGUCAGAAAUGAUUUCAGCAUAUUUUAACAAGAGAUUGUAUGUAACAGAAGUUUAAUGGAAGUUUGACAUAUUUUUCAAUAUUUUAUAUGCAUAUGUUUGACACAAUUUCAUAUUUUUAAGGCCUUUCCUUCAGAAAUAGAAUCGACAUUGUUUUAACAAUCGAUCUUCAUAGUUAUACAGCGAAUUUAUGAGGCAUCUAUCAUCCAACUUUGACUUUUAUUACUCAAAAAUUCCGAAACUUUGAAUCGAUAACUUUUCAUAUUAAUGACGUCAUUUUGACAAAUUAUUUCUGACAGCGAACUGAACCAUCAUUUACAACUCAGUAAACAUAAACUAAAAGUAACAUUGCAUCAAUGUUAUAAUUCCUACUUAAGAAAUCCGAUAAGAUUGAUAGAAAUACAUACAAAUUUCAUUGAAAUGUUGUAUUGUGUUGUGUAAUAAGUAAUUUCAAAUUUUUCAGGUAAAAUGUGAAACGUUUAUAUUUUUGUCAUAAUUUUAUGGAAUAAUGUCGAGAUGCUCUUUUGAUUUUAUACCAUCUUUGACAUAUAUAUAUAUAUAUAUAUAUAUAUAUAUAUAUAUAUAUAUAUAUAUAUUUCAUAAAUUAUAACGAAAUAAAAAUCGUUUUAUUUUAGCUGAGGCAUUUCGUAUUACACAAGUAGCAGUUUUCAUGAAAUCAAAAUGUUUCCGCAAUAUUACUGCAAUUUUUUUACCAUCAAAUUACUUCGUUUAUCUACUGACAAAAUUCUUGUUGUAUGCAUCUUUAUAUAUUUGUGCUAGUCACUAGCAGGCAAUAUACCGAAUGCGUUUAUCUGGGAUAGAUUUUUCUUAUCUAAUUAUCUUAUCUAAUCUGUUAAGUAGAAAUAUUUUCCAUUCCCAACAUAUCGCACUUACAUUGUUGAAUGUAACUUACAUCGCCGAGUGAGGAAUUAUAACAUUGCCGAUGUUGAGAAUCACACGAUAAUGUUAUUGUUGUCUGCUGUUUGUUGGAAAAUAUAUAGCACUUCAAUCAAGACACACUGAUUGUACUUUAGAGAGUGUGAUACCGUCGAUGUUUCAAGUCGGUGUACUCUGUAGUAGUCUACGGCGCGAACGUCAUAGUGUCUAGUCUGUAAACGAUUAAUGCUAAUUUAUCGAACUUGUCUGCUUUACAAUACGAUAUUAUAUAUAUAUAUAUAUAUAUAUAUAUAUAUAUAUAUAUAUAUAUAUAUACACAUGUUAUAUUUUAUAUAUGUUAUUUUUAUAUGCGUAUAUUAAUAAUUAAUAAUUAAUUAACGAUUGCGUAUUAAUGAUUUCCUCCGUGGGUUUCCUGUGUGAGAUAAAAAAGCGCUACUGCCGAUUCUAUUCUACGACCAUUCGCGCUCUUUUUGCACUUUUUGCAUAUAGUUUCUCUCCGGUUUCGUCGGCAAUGACGAACACGAAACGCUGAUCAAAAUUAUGCAACGAUAUAAAGUUUUUACAAUUUGCGAAACAAAUUGUAAAGUCGAUAUUUUUAGACGUUGAUCUAUACACUCGAUUUAGCAUUCUUGACGAUGUGUACAGUCGUGGACGUGAAAAGGUUUCAUAAUAUAAUUUUAUCUUUAGUGAAAUCUUUUUACAUAUGGCCUCAAGAAGUUCUUUCUAAAACCAAAAGGAAAAUGUUCUAAGCACCAUAUUCUUAAAGUUUGGAGAAUUUUGUCUUUUAUUUAAAGUAUUUUGUCUUUUAUUUAGUGUGUCAUAGAAAUUCCUUCUAGCAUUCUGCUUCAAGAGUAAACAUUUUUCUCUUAAUUCAAAAGACAAAAAGUUAGAAUAAUAUCUGGUAAAUCCCCGAUUAAUGAUUUACUUCAUUAAAAGAAAGAUACUUUUUUGAUAAAAGUUUUUGCUUAGAAUAUGAGAUUUUUUAAAAAUAAAAACAAAAGGUUUAUUCUAAUUGAUAAAAAGGUGAAAUUAUAGGAAAUAGCACCUUGCAACUAGAGUUCCUUAUUUGGUGUUUAAAAUAUUUCCUUUCUAAUUAAAAAAAAAAUCCUCUCGAGAUCACAUAUAAGAAGAUUUCGCUACGAAUAAAAUUAAAUUUUUUAGGGGCUUGUUUCUUUUCUUCAACGCGCAGUCAACAUCCCCCAGAUAUCAUAGAAUAUUUAUAUUAUUCUAUGAAUGUAUUAAAAAUACGGUUAUAUGUUUAUAACACGUUCAUGUAUAUAUUCGUAGAACUAUACAUGUGAAUUAUAAAUGUGCAUAGAAUACUUACAUAAUGUAGGUUAAUCAUUAAUUCUGCUUUUACAAUUAUAAAGAAGAAUAAUUUAAGUAUCUUAUCUCGUGUAUAUAUAUAUAUAUAUAUAUAUAUAUAUAUAUAUAUAUAUUUUUAAAUUGUAAUAAAUAGAUAUUACUAUUUAAAACAUUUUGAAAACUUUACAGUUACAUGAAUAUAUUGCACAUGCGCAGUAAGUGAACUUUACGAAUUCUAAGAACAUUCUUUUCUAUUAUAAAUAUACGAAUUCUAUUAUAAAUAUACGAAUCACUGCCUAUAAAAAAUAUUUAUAGAAUAUCACAUCCGAAUAUUCCAGGAUUAAUAACCCAGCAAACAUUACGUCUACAACAAUUACUUGAUGUUACUUGAAGUAUAUAAAUAUAUAAUUCUCGAACAGUACAAAUCUCCACAGGACAUCCGAAAGACGUUCUGAGAACGUAUCUGGAGAUGUUAUGCUGUCUGAAUUGUGUGUUUGUUGGGGAACAUUCCUUAAAUAUACUCAUAAAAUAUUUUAUGCUAUCUGGGCCAAUGGCAAAUUUUGUUUUAGAAAUAUUCUUCGGAAAAGAUCAAAAGUUCUCUUUUACAUAUUAUCGGAUGUGUUCCGAAACUUGUAGAAAGAAAGAAUGCGCCAACCUUCGUGUCCGCGACGCCGUGCACUCUAUUGUAAUUGUACAGGGGAUUUCUUUGUCGGAAAACCCUUAAGCGAACACGAUUUCGAUCGACCACAUUCUUACUGAACCUUCGGGCUCACGAGAAGAGAACGAGAGGAUAACCGAGCAACGUCGAGCCGACCGAAUGUCUUUCCAUAAAAAUUUUAUCAAUCGACUGAUUGAUUGAUUGCAUCUGAAUGUGAUCGUUGAAUCCGGAUAUCCCCGGCGUUUUUACAUCAAGUGAAGAAGGAUAAAUUUAGUGGAGUAUUUAAGGCCAUCGAGAGAUGUAUGUUACAGUCGAAUUUGUAACGCGGGGCACAAUCGUUGUCGAUAAAGUGUAAACAAUGUGAAACAGCGUGUAACAGCAAUACGUAUAUUUCACAGCUCGAAAUCGUACACGGUAUACUUUCGAUUUUGUAUUAAUGUUCGUAUACAUACAUGCACGCGCACGCGCACGCAUAUAGACACACACACACAUACAUUAAUAUGUCCGCACGCGCACGUAUUCCUAUGAGUUGUCUUAUCGAUUUUUUCGCGAUCGAGAUAUUCUCCAUCGAUGUUAUAUUUCACGAAAUGGCGUCCCUUCGUUUUUGUGUCUGUUUGCAUUAACGAGCAUCUGUGCACACAUUCGAAUCUCGUCUGCUGUUCAACAGGAGAUAUUAGAUAAGUCUAUAAGUGUAAAUUUAUGUAUUGUACAAGAAUGUUUGUAUUGUACGAGGAUGUUUGUAUUGUACGAGGGAUAAAAUGUGAGCUUCCGACCACGA
Molecule: messenger RNA, 8045 nt
Organism: Odontomachus brunneus
Lineage: Eukaryota; Metazoa; Arthropoda; Insecta; Hymenoptera; Formicidae
Product: CD82 antigen
Exons: 4
Coding region: 386-1186 (266 amino acids)
Cellular component (GO): membrane
Source: RefSeq, a predicted model, not a curated record